Molecule: messenger RNA, 2816 nt
Organism: Talaromyces proteolyticus
Lineage: Eukaryota; Fungi; Ascomycota; Eurotiomycetes; Eurotiales; Trichocomaceae
Product: Dynamin central region-domain-containing protein
Exons: 3
Coding region: 122-2512 (796 amino acids)
Biological process (GO): peroxisome fission; mitochondrial fission
Cellular component (GO): membrane; cytoplasm; microtubule
Molecular function (GO): microtubule binding; GTP binding; GTPase activity
Source: RefSeq, a predicted model, not a curated record
ACUUAACCCAUUUUCGGGCCAGCUGCUAAUCAGAGACUCGUCUGCAGUCUUCUUGUCCCUGGAACAACACGCAGUGAUCGAGUGCGAGUGGUGCACCUGGCUUCCUACAUCAUCUUGCACGAUGGCUGCCCUUGGUGACGACCUCCUCGUCACCGUGAACAAGCUUCAGGACUUGGUUUUCAACACCAUCGGAAACGAUUCCCUUGAUUUGCCGCAAAUCGUCGUCGUUGGUUCGCAGUCAUCUGGAAAAUCCUCAGUUCUUGAAAAUAUCGUUGGUCGUGACUUUUUACCCCGAGGCAGCGGCAUUGUAACAAGGCGUCCUCUAAUCUUGCAACUAAUCAAUGUCGCCGCCGAAAAUUACGAGCAAUCUGACGGCAACCCUGCAGUCAUCCCGCAUACUGCAAGCAGUGUCGCGAAAUUUGGAGAAUGGGCUGAGUUCCAUCAUUUGCCAGGAAGAAAAUUCGAGGACUUUGCUCAGGUGAAACAGGAGAUUGAGAAUGAAACUGCGCGAAUUGCUGGAAGCAACAAAGGAAUCAACCGCCAACCCAUCAACUUGAAAGUGUUUUCGCCUCAUGUUCUAAAUUUGACACUGGUGGACUUGCCUGGCUUAACAAAAGUACCCAUUGGUGAUCAACCAUCCGAUAUCGAGAAGCAGACCCGUACCCUUAUUUCCGAGUAUAUUGCAAAACCGAACAGUAUUAUCCUCGCCGUGUCUCCUGCUAACGUUGAUCUGGUCAACUCGGAAGCUUUGAAACUGGCCCGCCAUGUGGACCCUAUGGGCCGAAGAACAAUCGGCGUUCUCACAAAGCUGGAUCUCAUGGAUCAUGGAACUAAUGCUCUAGAUAUUCUUUCCGGUCGCGUAUACCCUUUGAAGCUGGGUUUCAUUGGUGUCGUCAACCGAUCUCAGCAAGAUAUUCAAAGUGGCAAGCCGUUAGACGAAGCUUUGAAGUCGGAGGCAGACUUUUUCAGGCAUCACCCUGCGUAUCGAAAUAUGGCAAUUCGCUGCGGAACACAGUUCCUCGCGAAAACACUAAACUCGACCUUGAUGUCUCAUAUUCGAGAUCGGUUACCCGAUAUCAAAGCUCGGCUCAACACAUUGAUGGGCCAGACUCAACAGGAGCUGGCUAGUUAUGGGAACAAGCAAUUUAGCGGCAAAGAGCACAGGGGUUCUUUGAUAUUACAGUUGAUGACUCGAUUUGCGUCUUCGUUUAUUUCGUCCAUCGAUGGUACAUCUUCGGAAAUAUCGACAAAGGAGCUCUGUGGCGGAGCACGCAUUUACUAUAUUUUCAACUCGGUUUUUGGCCACUCCUUGGAUACUGUCGAUCCAACACACAACCUCACUACGUACGAUAUUAGAACCGCCAUACGGAACUCCACUGGGCCUCGCCCCAGCUUAUUUGUUCCAGAACUGGCCUUUGACCUGCUAGUUAAACCGCAAAUAAAACUCCUUGAAAUACCCAGCCAGAGAUGUGUAGAGCUGGUAUAUGAGGAACUGAUCAAGAUCUGCCAUACAUGCGGGUCCCAAGAGUUGUCUCGUUUCCCUCGCCUACAAGGAAAGCUCAUCGAAGUGGUGUCGGAUCUUCUUCGCGAGCGCCUCGGCCCAUGCUCUACCUAUGUCGAGUCACUCAUUGCCAUUCAGAGGGCUUACAUCAAUACGAAUCACCCCAACUUCCUCGGUGCUGCGGCGGCCAUGUCUUCAGUUAUACAAACCAGGCAAGAGCAGGAAAAGAAAGCUGUAUUAGCAGAAGAGCGUAAGAAGCGUGAGAAACGGAGACUUAGGGAGUUGGGCGAAGUCAACGGAACAGCCGAAGAAGAAGAGGAUCAGACCCCUGAUCAAAAGCUCAAGAACCUUUCCGUUCGUGGAAAUGCUGCAGCGAGGAGCAUGUCCCCCCAUGUUUCGAGAGGGGCGGACGGUUUCGCGGCAGGUCUCAACGGAACACAGCAAUCAGGUUCUCCUCCAGUAUUCGGAGCUGCGAAUUCAGCUCGUGAUUCAUUUUUGAAUUAUUUUUUUGGAAAGGAAGGCAUGCCAUCAGCAGGACCCCUUCCCCAGCCGACCGCAGCGCAGAAUCGACGAGGUCAUUCUACCGAACCCAGCAUCAGUCAAAGCAUACGCCGUGGGGAGCCUCGCUCACCAGCGAUAGUACAAGAAGAAUACGGCAUUACACCUUCUGAAUAUGGAAACGAGGUUUCUCAAUUUCCCACCGACAAUCUUGAACCCAAUCUCACUGAACGGGAGGUCAUGGAGACUGAGCUGAUCCGACGAUUGAUCUCGUCGUAUUUCAACAUCGUAAGGGAAACCAUUGCAGACCAGGUGCCGAAAGCCGUCAUGCAUCUCCUCGUCAACCACAGCAAAGAUGUCGUCCAAAACCGACUUGUCAGCGAACUCUACAAAGAAGAACUUUUUAGCGAUCUUCUCUACGAGGACGACGGAAUCAAGGCAGAACGCGAGAAAUGCGAGAAAUUGCUCGAAACAUAUAAGGAGGCGGCAAAGAUUGUUGGUGAAGUACUAUAGACUUCUAAUCACUUUCUUCUGUCAAUUUUCUUUCUUUUCUUUUUUUGUUUUGACAGGGUUUCGCCGUUUGUAUCAAUAUAGCAAGGAAUUCGUGUGGAGUUGAGCGCACGAGGUAUGUAUGUAUAUGCAUAUAGUCUCUUCUUUCCACUUUCUCGGGGUGUUGCGAGGUCACUUGGAAUUUAUAUUAUAUUGUAUCCAAUAGAUCGCGUUAUUCUAGCUCGUUAUGUUGAAAUAUAUCAUGACAACGGAAUAACCAAACCUGCCCGUUGAUAUCAAUUGACAUGUAGGCUAAAUACGCAAUCUA